UGGUUCCGGCGCGCGCCCUGGAAUUCAUCCUUUUGCCGUUGUUGGCCGCCGCGAUGCUGUUAGUUUCUCUAGUUCGGGCUCGUUGCUUCACCCGGGUGUUCGGCCGUUCGCUCUGCGCUGUUCAGCAGGGAAACUGUCCACAGGCAAAGCGUUGGCUCUCUGGCUAAAUGGUUCUCGUAUCUUCACUAUCCGUUAUUUCAGAACUUCAAAAGUAUGCAGGGAGGAAGUUGUCACAGUGAACACACCAGCAUUUGCAGAAUCUGUCACAGAGGGAGAUGUCAGGUGGGAGAAAGCUGUUGGGGAUACUGUAAGAGAAGAUGAAGUGGUAUGUGAGAUUGAAACUGACAAGACAUCUGUGCAGGUUCCAGCUCCAGCAGCUGGUGUAAUUGAAGCUCUUCUUAUCCCGGAUGGAGGGAAAGUAGAAGGAGGAACACCUUUAUUUAAACUCAGGAAAACUGGAGCUGCACCUGCCAAAGCCAAGCCAGAAACAGCCCCUACAGCAGAGCCUGUGGCCCCUGCAGCAGCAGCACCUGCAGCUCCUGUAACACCUCCCUCUGCAGCACCAAUUCCCACUACAAUGCCUCCAGUGCCCCCAGUAUCAGCCCUCCCUGUUGAUGCUAAACCAGUGUCUGCAAUAAAGCCAACUGCCGUGCCAACAGCUUCUCCUGCUGUGGAACCUGGGACUGGCAAAGGUGCCAGAUUGGAACAAAGGGUAAAGAUGAACAGAAUGCGUCAACGUAUUGCUCAGCGCCUGAAAGAGGCUCAGAAUACAUGUGCCAUGCUGACCACUUUUAAUGAAAUUGACAUGAGGGUCUAGUGGUUCCUGUCAUCAGAAAUGUAGAAACGAUGAAUUUUGCUGACAUUGAGCGUGCAAUCAAUGAGCUGGGAGAGAAGGCUCGCAAGAAUGAGCUUGCCAUUGAGGAUAUGGAUGGUGGUACAUUCACCAUCAGCAACGGUGGAGUAUUUGGAUCUCUUUUUGGAACACCCAUCAUCAACCCGCCUCAGUCUGCCAUCUUGGGCAUGCAUGGCAUCUUUGACAGGCCUGUUGCUAUUGGAGGCAAGGUUGAGGUGCGACCAAUGAUGUUUGUGGCGCUGACUUAUGAUCACCGGUUGAUUGAUGGGAGGGAGGCAGUGACUUUCCUGCGCAAGAUCAAGGCUGUAGUAGAAGAUCCUCGAGUUCUGCUGCUUGACCUAUAAAGGGUCACAGCACGUCCUAUCUCACCCCAUCCAGUAGACCAAGGAUACAGCACCAGCAGAUAAAACAGAGGACAUUGAGGAAUCAGCAGGGCUUCAUUCCAGUCUUUUCUUCCCUAGUUGCAAGGGGUGUUUUAAAAGGAAAUUUAAGAGAGACGCUCUCUUCUGAAGAGUUCACUUUAUUCCCAGAAUAAAUCAAAGGCUAUCCUGGUCUAUUCAUGUAUAACCUUUCCAUCCUGCCCACCUCGUCCAAUCCAAUUAGGUCUAACUUUGCCUCUUUCCUGAAGUUAUUGCAGGAGGAGAAACUACUUGCUUCUUAGGUAGAGUUUCCUUCCCAGUCUGAUUUUGCACGAAAAUUUCAGCUUUUAAUUCAUUCUCUGGGGCAAGAUGCCAGAAAAGAGAUAAAUUGCUGCUGGGUCUCUAUUAUGACAUAUAUUUUGCAAAGUUAACAGGAGAGACAAGUUGUCUACCAGGAUUCUUUAUGCAGUGCCUGAUCUUACCACCUCCAUAAUAAAAAGUUAUUUAUUGUACCCCCUCCUACCCAAUUUUUAUGGGGUUUUUUGGCUUUUACAGGCACUUCUGAUAUUAAGACUGUAACCCAACAACUGACUUUAUAGCCUUUAUUGGCAUCAGGCAAUUUAUGGAUGACUUUCAAGAUUUUUUCUCUGCCCCAGGUUUUUAAGAACAGGAGGAUCAUAGUAUAACUCAGAUUGGGAAAAGAUGAAUAAGGCAGAAUUGGUGUCCCUUCUUACAAUUGGGACCAGCUCAAACUGGGUAAUCUCCACAACUGUCCUAAAUUCCAUCCAAUUCUCCUUGACUGACUUCUUCAGCUAUUUGUCUACAGUGGUUUGGCCUGAUUGUGUGGUAUUGUGAGUUGGGACUCAAUUGUCUCUGGCAUAUAUCCUGGCAUAAGACUGCUGGUUCAUGGGGACAUAUCCUUAGUACAAUAGUGUGCACAUGUAUUGUUGAGUAAGAGGGUUGCUAGUGCCUGCAGGGUUCAAUACUCUUGCCCACUGCACAGAACUUGUAACUAAAAUAUUUAACAACAGAUUUUAAAACAAAAUAAAACAAAGAAAUUAUG
Molecule: messenger RNA, 2275 nt
Organism: Thamnophis sirtalis
Lineage: Eukaryota; Metazoa; Chordata; Lepidosauria; Squamata; Natricidae
Source: RefSeq, a predicted model, not a curated record